CAGGUUUCCUGUUCAGAGGGAUGACCAGAUGUCAGUGAAGAGGGGUUUCUACAGGAAGUGUAAAUUCCCAAACAUUGUAGGUGCUGUUGAUGGUACUUUAGUACCGAUUCUGGCCCCAACAGCAGAUGAAGAGUCAUUCGUAUGCCGUAAGGGGUUUCAUGCCAUCAAUUGCCAAGCAGUGGCUUCCUCAGACUUGAGAUUCAUUGACAUAGUGGCAAAGUGGCCUGGUUCCUCACAUGAUGCUGGUGUUUUUGACAAUUCGGUGUUAAAGGACUAUCUAGAAGCAGACUUGGAGGCUGUACUUCUAGGCGACAGUGGGUACCCGCUGAGGCGUUAUUUAAUUACUCCUAUUCUGCACCCAUCAAAUGAGAAUGAGGAGAGGUACAACAGACGCCACAAGACUGCAAGAGAAGUUGUUGAGAGGGCUUUUGGUGUUUUGAAGUCAAGAUUUAGAUGCCUACACAGAUCGGGGGGUGUGCUGCCAUUUUCACCAGGAAAGAGCUGUCGGGUUUUUUUAGCCUGCUGUAAACUACACAAUCUGUGUAUUGACAACAAUAUGCCACUUCCUGAUGCUAUUGUUUGUGCAGAUGACCAGGGCAUUCAACAAAAUCAGGAGGCCACAAGACCCGGACUAACCACAAGGGCACAGUACAUUCAGCUGCCAUAGCUUUACAAGAUAGUGUGAACAUUCCUUUCAAUUUUGUCUAUCAUCCAUAAACAAUCUUCUCAUUAUAAGACUGCAUAAGUUUUCAUAUGCAAAUAGAUCACAUCAAGGAUAAGAACAGUGCACAAGAACCAUUCACAUGUUUGCAUAAUUUUUAAUUUAUCGGCCUUUCUUUUUUUAUUCAUACUUAUUUCUUGUCUGGAGCAGAACUUUUUUAUGCAUUGACUGGAAUUUUCCUACACAGAUGGGGAAGUGGUGGACUGCACAAUAACCAUUACUCUGGCUGGCGUAUUUUUAAUCUAUAGAUAUUAAUUGUUGAUAUUAAUUGUUGGCUUUUUAUAUUACAAAGUCCAUAAUUUUUUUGCAGUAUAAUACAUUUUAAAAACAUCAUAUCCAGAAAGAUGUCAUGGUGUAGUCCACAAGAACCAUAACUCUGGCUGCAAUAUUUGUUGUUGUUUUUUAGAAGUGCACAAUGCACAAGAACUGUUUCUCUUGACAAAGUUAGAUAUUUGACAGUAAAUUUUGAGGCCUUUGAUUAUUCUAUUAAAAGCUGCACUCUCAUUGUUAGGUUGUGUUUAUUAUAUAGAAAUUUAAAUGAUCAUCAAACUAUCUUUUUGUGCCUGCUGUGCCUUGUUCUCUUGCAUUAAUGUGUCCUUAUUUUUCUAAUUUUUCAUCCUUGAACGAGCCAAUCUUUGCAAAUAUCCAUGGAAACCAGUUAUUUACGACUGCUGACAAAAUUAAAUUGCAGGUUUUUAUAUUUAAGUUAAUUUUUUAAUGUUUUAUGCAUUUUUCUUAAACCGUUAGUAAACGGUUUAAACCAUAAAACAUUAAUUUUCGAACGGAAAUAUGAAAAUCUACAAUCUGAUCUUUUGUCACCAAUCUUAUAUCAUUGGAUUGCAAAUAUUUACGCAAAAAUGUACUCUUUCCAAGACAAAAAAUGAAAAAAGUUGUAAAAAUGGUUAUUCUGUGAGAGUGUAGCUUUAACUGCCAUAAAGUAUUGAACAUUAUGGAAAUACUUUUAUAAUAAAACAUGUUUAUAAA
Molecule: messenger RNA, 1705 nt
Organism: Mya arenaria
Lineage: Eukaryota; Metazoa; Mollusca; Bivalvia; Myida; Myidae
Product: putative nuclease HARBI1
Exons: 4
Coding region: 29-667 (212 amino acids)
Source: RefSeq, a predicted model, not a curated record